Momordica charantia (bitter melon) is the source of this 1003-nucleotide messenger RNA. RefSeq names its product insulin-induced protein. Lineage: Eukaryota; Viridiplantae; Streptophyta; Magnoliopsida; Cucurbitales; Cucurbitaceae. The record is from RefSeq and is a predicted model, not a curated record.
UACAGCUUCUAAAACCAUAAUUCAAAGAAUUCUCGGGAUUUCGAUGAAGAACUCUUCAAACAUUUCUGUUAUCCAUUGGACCCAAAAUGCAAUCAAUCUACGGACUGGGCUCUUCCCGCUAUCUCCAAUUUCCCCAAUUCCCUUUCCGUUCGAUCUCCAAACAUUCUCCGCUAAAACCUCGCUGCAGCCAUGGAAGCGAGAGCAGAAGAACAAGCCUCAGUCUCAGAACCACAUGGCCCUCCAUCUCCAUUGCCCUAUUCGGGUCAGGUUUUCUUUUAGGCCCUCUCCUCGACGGACUCCAUUCGCGGGUCAAUCUCGUGGUUUAUCAAACAGGAUCGAUUGACGUCGGCCCGCUCCACACCAACAUCUGGGUUCCUUUCUUGCUGGGAUUGUUUUACUCCACUGUUGGGUUGAUGCAACUCUACAUAGAUGAAAAUUUCUCACGAAAUAGUUCAGAGGGGAGUUUGGGCAGGACAGUAGCAUCCCUAAUAGCAUUGGCUUUGUUUAUUGAACUGAGUGCUGAAAUGUACAAAGCUGGAGUGGCAGACAACAUAGAGGCAUAUGCUUUGUUUGCUGGGGCUGAGUUGAUUUGGGCAUUUCUUGAUAGCUCGUUGCUUGGCUUCUCACUGGCUUGUGUUGUUGGCCUUGGCUGUCCUCUCGCUGAGAUUCCCAUUAUGAAGUUCUUCCAUCUCUGGUCUUACCCACAAGCGAAUGUGGAGAUCUUUGGGGAGGGGAUAAUCAGCUGGAUAAUCACUUGCUAUUUUGUGUACACUCCAUUCUUGAUUAAUCUAUCAAGAUGGCUCAAGUCUGUGGUGGAUGCUGCUGCUGUAAAGAAAGAUGAAUCUGCUUAGUAAAAUCUUUUGUGUGCCAAACAGAUUGGAAGGUAAAUAUUUAAUUUUCAUUUUAAUCUCCCUACUCUUUGUAUUUUGUGCAUAAUACCUUGUACAUAAUGGACACUUGUCAUAUAUCAAGGUGCUUCAAUUUCUUAUUUAUCACAAAACGA